Macroventuria anomochaeta is the source of this 2585-nucleotide messenger RNA. RefSeq lists its product as uncharacterized. Gene Ontology annotation, molecular function: DNA binding; zinc ion binding; DNA-binding transcription factor activity, RNA polymerase II-specific. The transcript is spliced from 2 exons. The coding region runs from base 173 to 2500 and encodes 775 amino acids. Lineage: Eukaryota; Fungi; Ascomycota; Dothideomycetes; Pleosporales; Didymellaceae. The record is from RefSeq and is a predicted model, not a curated record. Gene Ontology annotation, biological process: regulation of DNA-templated transcription; DNA-templated transcription.
AAGUACCUAGGUACGUGCGAAGGCCAAGCAAUUGACUAGGGAUGUCCCUUUCUGACCUUGCCUGCCACUGCCGUCCAAUCCGUCCGGUCCUCUCGAGCUAACGCCUCUCGCCUGACGCGCACUCUAUGCGGUAGAACUGCGGUAGAACAACUCGCGAGCGCGAGCAUCUAUCAUGUCGCAGAGCUCGUACCCAGCACCGCCUGAUCAGGACGCGCCGCAUCCUUACACGCCGCUCUACCCGCAGCACCCCAAUGCGCAGCUGCUCGACGGCCAGCUGCAGCGGGGAGUGCCCUAUCCUCCACCACCACCACCACCAGAGCCGGGCUACCACAAGCUCGAGAACAUCAACGAGGUGCUGCAGGCGCAGGCCCUCCACGCGAACCAUGCCCUGACCGACCAGCGCCCGGCACCGCCGCCGCCGCCGCCCAGGCAGGUGCAGAUACCCUCAGUGCAGCAGCAACAGCAGCAGCAUAACAACAAGCCCAACCGCCUGCGCAAGGCCUGCGACUCGUGCAGCAUCCGCAAGGUCAAAUGCGACGAAUCUGGGCCGCCGUGUCGGGCCUGCUCGGCGCUGGAGAUUCCAUGCACCUUCGACCGUCCGAGCAGGAGACGAGGACCUCCUAACCGCCAUGCUGAAGCCAUCAAGAAGCGUCGCUUGGACGAGACAGACCCUGCUUCAGGGCAUGCGUCGCCGCAGUCACCCACGAACGCCGCCCACGCGCUGGCCCAGCUGCAGUCGUCGAAUCCUACACAGCUCUCCGCCGAGACCAUAUGCCCCCCCAACACCAUGAAUGCCUUGAUCGACGACUUCUUCACAUACGUCCAUCCGCUGUGUCCCUUCCCACACGAACCAUCGUUCCGAGAAGCGUGGGCUCGCCGUGAAGACUACUCGAAUCCGUCCUUCCUCGCUCUGCUGGCGUCCAUGAUCGCCUGUCUUGUGUCUUCGUUCCCACGCAAGCCACGCCUGCAUCUGAAGAUACAGACUCGACAUGAGUACCCUUCUCAUCUGUCCCUGGUGGACAAGUGUCGUGAGGUAUGCGCCCAGGCGCGAGGGCCUGGCUACCUCGAUCGACCCUCCUUGAAUGUAUACGAUGCGUGUACGAGUUACUUCCUGGGGUUGACGGGCGCGUAUGUUUUCCAAUGGCGCCAAUUGCGACUAUACUUCGCCGAAUGCCUGACUAUCAUCCGUUCGCUAGGCCUACACAAGGCACAUGAACAGGGCUACACACAUCUUGGAGCUGUACCGAGCGCGUGGGGCUCAAAUGGGCCAAACUUCGAUGGCGCACGCGACUUCAAGCUGGACCAUAUCACUGAGCAGAUUGGACGAAGGGUGUUCUGGACCGUCUUCGUUGGCGUACGGACGAUACAGCAACUCGGUGCUUCGUUUGGAGAGCUAACAAUUGCACCUGCGACACCCACUGAGCCCCUGCCGCCACUACCUGUCGAAGUGGACGAUGUUCAUAUCUUUCCAGACGAGAUACACGCUCAGCAACAUGGUGUCGUUUCCCUCAUCACAGGGUUCAACGUAAACGUCCGUAUCUUCUUGUCGUACUCUUCACUCUCCACCGCCGAGAUGGCGUUUGGCAUGGACGAGGUCUUCGACUGGGAUCGACAGCAGCGCAUAUUCGAGCAGAGCUUGCAUCGCUGUAGGCAAAUUCUCGAGAGUAUACCAGAUGUCCUCAAGGUACAGUCUAAAGCGGCACGUGACAACCUCGCGCAGCCGAAGCAGCCGUACUUUCCACCCUUGCCAGACUUCGACGGCAUGCGUGAUCCUGCAUUGAACAGUUUUGCUUCUGCCGGAGCCCUGGAUCUGCGUCGUUACGAGAUCCAGAAGGCCAACGUGUAUGCUAGUCACCUAGCCACGCGCUCCUACCUCGUGGAGAAGUACUUCAUGCUUCAGGAGAAGGCCAACUCCAAAGCUCAGGGCAACAUUCAGAGCUCCCCAAGCGUUCUGGCGACCGGAUUGGACAGAUUUGUAUCAAGCUCCGCCGCAGACGCUGAAGCUCUGGAGAAGACGAUGUCCGAGGAGCGAGAGCUUGUCGUCAAGGACCUACUGGUUGUGCUCGGCAGCAUCGACAUGGUCAAUAUGGAACCAAACGGCGAUUCAUUCGUAAGUAUACUGCUUCACUUGCGAGAUUCUGAUUUCCUCUAUCAAGCCGAUGACCUCAACCUGUCUUGUCCGACUCACUUCAUCUUGCGCGCACAAAGCUUCAGCCCGAUCGCCAGCUUACGAUUUGUUCCCACACAGACCCAAAAGAUUCGCUCGAUCGCCCGUACACUACUCGAUGUACCGAAGGAGAGGAAAGGUAGUGUUGCUUUGCAGCAUCAGGACUAUCUGUACAAGUUCCUCGAUAUCUUAAGCAAGUUGGAACGGGUCAGUCCUGAAGCAAGCGACCCGUCAGCCAAUGUGGACGAAGAGACGGAGCUAAGGCUAUGGGCUGAUCUGCGAGACCAUCAGUUGAAGUUCCAAGAGCAAGGUGGAGUUUACGGGUUCGUCUGAAGUAAAUGCAGAACUACCGUUGUUAUUAUACUGCCGCGAGGCCAAUCGACGGCUCCUCAACGAGAGAACUGACUUUUAUGCUAAG